AUGGAUGACAGAGUUGACAUCGAAAAUCUCAAUCUUCCAAUUUCAAAUAUUCUAGGUGGAUUUUAAUCAGAUAUUAAAUCCAAAUGUUCUUUGACAGAAUAAGAAUUAAGAGAAAUUUAGGAUGAAUUAUACGAGUUCGUUCCAAUUGAUGACGAAGAAUUAGAAGAAGAAUUAUCUGAUGAUAAUGAUGAUGGAGAAGAAGAAGAUGAUGAAGAAGAAUGUGAAGAUAAUGAAGAUUAAUAAAAUAAUGAAGAAGUAGAAGAAGAAAUUGAAUAAUAGAAUUAAGAAAAUUUAGAUAACGAUAACAGCAAUAAUCAAAAUUAUGAGCAUGAAAGCAGUAAGAGUUAAGUAAAUCACUAAGAAUUUCGCACUCACUCAUAGACACUAAAUCAAAACUCUUGCGAAGAGAGCAAUUUUUUGAAAAGUUAUGAAAGUUCAAGUGAAGAGCAGAAUGAUGAAUUCAAAAACACUUAACUUAGUAGUACUAACCAAUUAAGUAUUACCUAACAAUCAAUUAAUUCGUAACGUAAAACUGAUAUUUCCAGCUAAAAUAUAUCUGAAAAAUAGCUGGAGUGUAAAAAGAAAAAGAAAAUAUCUAAAUAAAAGAAAAGCAAGGAUGCAGGAGUAAAAUAAACCAAAGUUUCAUAUGUGGAUAUUUAUAGAAAAAGGGAGUCAAGUUAAAAGUGCAGUAUGAAAUUGAAAGUUCCUUAUACUAUGCCUUAGAGUGCUUAGUCCUACUUUUUAAUGGGAGAUGUCUUAAUUGAAAUGGAUUUCUCAUCAAUUAACAAUAAUGAUAAUUUAGAUUGUAUAAUUAAUUUAUAUAAGCCUGUUCAAAGAGUUGUAUAUAAUAAAAAAACAAGAUGCUUGUCAAUGUUCCAAGCUUCAAGCAAUGAGUUUUUGGUUGACUUUAACUUUCUUUCAAAGCUUCUUAUCGAAUAUCCUGAUCAAAAUAUCCAUUUAGUUGGAAAAUUAAUAGAGAAGUACUAAGAGAUCACAAAACUCAUUCAUUUAUAAAUAAAAAAUGCAAGGACACUAACUGGAUUUUCUCAGGAUCUUAUAGCGAAACGUAGGGCAUAUUUUGAUGAACAAGUGAAUCUCUUUUUAGAAAAAAUUGAUGAGCAUUAAAUGUACUUUGUACAAAAGUUUCAAACUAAUUAUGUUACUUCUACGUUUGAGGCUUAUGAAGUUGGUUAUAGCAGACAAUUUUUAGCGCUUCUAGGCACAGAUGAAUAAACAAUCACUAAUAUAAUUUUUCGUCAAGGAAAACCUGAAUUGUACAAUUUUGAAUCUCGUCUUAAAAUGAUGCUUGUUCGCAUGCUAUCGAUUGUGUAAGGUAGGUUUAAGGGAGCUCAAUCAGAUUUUGAAAUCUAUACUUUGGAUAAUAUUCGUGUUUACUCAAAAUUAAAGAUUUUACCAGUAUGUAUUGAAUACCCUCCUCAUUUAAGACUACCAAUUGAUAAUUAUAAUGAAAUAAGUUGUAUGGCGUUUGGCUUAAUAGAUGUAGAACCAAACAUGAUAUAGCAAAUCAUAACGUUACGUAAAUAAGAUAAAUAUCACUCUCACUUAAAAUCUUUAGUCUAAGAGCUAAAUUAUACAAAACAAAGUGAGGAGUUUUUGGAAAAAUACUAUGAAAAAAGUAAAAAUAAAUAUUUGAAAGACCGCUAAAAUUUAUAAAAGCGCAAGUAAAUAACGAAAGAUAAUGAGUAAAUUCUCAUAGGUCACUAGCAAAUGCAAAUAGAAUACAAUUAAGAUUAAUAAAAAUAGUAAAAUAAUAAUAAUUAAUCUUAAUGUGAUAAUUAGAUCAAUUAAAACUAUAAUCAGUAUGAGGAAAAAUCCUAUUUUAAUUAAGGUUAUUUUAGCAAUGACUUUUUAGGCUAAUCUAUUUACGAAGAUAACAGUUAAUUUAAGUAUAUAAAUUCAGAAUACAUAGAUUAGAAUAGUAAUUAGAUUUAAAACAAAUGCGAAUUAGAGUCAGAGCUUAUUAGAUAAAAUCAUUUCUAUCAUAUAGAUGACAGCUAUAUAGCUCAAGAUGUUCAUCUUGCCAGAGGAGAUUAAGGCCAUGUUUAGCUAGUUUAAUCAUAUCCUGAACCUGCUGUAUCUUCUAAUUAACCUUUGAAUUCAUCUUUCAUUUCCCCUGCAACUAACCUUAAAAACGUAUUUGCUAAGAGUCAUAGAAUUAUUUAAUUCAAUGAUAAUGGUAAUCAUAAAUAACUUGACUCUAUUUAAUUUGAAUUCAAAAUUGUUUGA
Messenger RNA from Tetrahymena thermophila SB210, 2247 nucleotides. RefSeq lists its product as hypothetical. The record is from RefSeq and is a predicted model, not a curated record. Lineage: Eukaryota; Ciliophora; Oligohymenophorea; Hymenostomatida; Tetrahymenidae. The transcript has a single exon.